UUGGAGAUUUCCAUCAUGGCGGCUUCCAUUUCGGGCUACACCUUCAGCGCUGUGUGUUUCCACAGCGCCAACAGCAACGCCGACCACGAAGGAUUUUUGCUGGGAGAGGUAAGACAAGAGGAAACCUUUAGCAUCAGCGACUCCCAAAUCAGCAGCACAGAACUUCUGCAAGUCAUUGAAAUCCAUAACCAUCAGCCUUGUUCAAAACUUUUUAGUUUUUAUGACUAUGCAAGCAAAGUUAAUGAAGAGAGCUUGGACAGGAUUCUUAAAGAUCAGAGAAAGAAAGUUAUUGGGUGGUACAGAUUCCGGCGAAACACACAGCAGCAGAUGUCGUACAGAGAGCAGGUUAUUCAUAAGCAGCUCACCCGCAUCCUUGGGGUGCCUGACCUCGUCUUCCUUCUCUUCAGCUUCAUCUCCACUGCCAACAAUUCCACUCAUGCUUUAGAAUACGUUCUCUUUAGACCAAAUCGAAGGUAUAAUCAAAGGCUAUCCCUUGCUAUUCCCAAUCUAGGCAACACUAGUCAGCAAGAGUAUAAAGUGUCUUCAGUGCCAAAUACUUCUCAGAGUUAUGCCAAAGUUAUUAAAGAACAUGGUACUGACUUUUUUGACAAGGAUGGAGUAAUGAAAGACAUCAGGGCGAUUUAUCAGGUUUAUAAUGCACUUCAGGAGAAAGUGCAGGCAGUGUGUGCAGACGUAGAAAAAAGUGAGCGAAUUGUUGAAUCUUGUCAGGCAGAAGUGAACAAAUUAAGAAGACAAAUCACUCAGAGGAAGAAUGAAAAGGAACAAGAAAGAAGAUUGCAACAGGCAAUGAUAAGCAGACAGAUGUCAUCUGAAAGUCUGGACCCCACGUUCAGCCCUCGGAUGCCCUAUCCUGGGUUUGCAGCUGAAGGUAGAAGUGCACUUGGAGACACAGAGGCCUCGGAUCCUCCUCCCCCUUAUUCUGAUAUUCACCCAAAUAAUCAAGAAAGUACUCUGAGCCAUUCUCGCAUGGAAACUAGCGUCUUUAUGCCUCGACCUCAAGCCGUGGGCUCCUCCAAUUAUGCCUCCACUAGUGCUGGACUGAAAUAUCCUGGAAGUGGGGCAGAUCCUCCUCCUCCCCAAGGAGCAGCUGGAGACAGUGCUGAGGAAUCAGACGACAGUGAUUAUGAAAACUUGAUUGACCCUACAGAGCACUCUAAUAGCGAAUACUCACAUUCGAGGGAUUCUCGACCCAUGAUGCAUCCCGACGGGGGCUCCAGGAACACUCAGACCUCCCCAAUUUAACUAAACAAAAGAAACUCUCCACUUAGCAGUGUUAAUUGCUUAUUGAGAGAGUUUUUUGAGGACUUAAUCUGGGGAGAGAACUUCUUUCUCAGACCCCUGGACUCCCCAGGGCAAGCGCUUUUGGGCACAGAACUUGUAAGAGCCUCACGUCCACGGGUCCUCGCCUGCAGACUCAGUGUGCAGGUUUCACGACAGAACCAUUAAGAUAAUCAAAUUGUCCUAAUUCUGGUGCGAUUCAUGGAUGUACUGGUAAAUAUAGGCAAAGAGAA
This is a messenger RNA of Eubalaena glacialis (North Atlantic right whale), 1532 nucleotides long. RefSeq names its product abraxas 2, BRISC complex subunit (gene ABRAXAS2). Bases 16 to 1263 code for a protein of 415 amino acids. Gene Ontology annotation, biological process: mitotic spindle assembly; protein K63-linked deubiquitination; attachment of spindle microtubules to kinetochore. Lineage: Eukaryota; Metazoa; Chordata; Mammalia; Artiodactyla; Balaenidae. Gene Ontology annotation, molecular function: microtubule binding; polyubiquitin modification-dependent protein binding. The transcript has 9 exons. Gene Ontology annotation, cellular component: nucleus. The record is from RefSeq and is a predicted model, not a curated record.